AUGAUUUCAAGCUAUCUUCUUCCGAUUGCGUUUUUCGUUGUCGCAUCCGUCUACAUCGCAUCCGCUGAGUCGCUUGAACAUGGUGGUGAGAACAGUACCAGUACCAGUAAUAGUAGUAUGGACAACGGCAACGACAAUCCAACUGAUUUGAUAAGCGAAAUUGAAAUGAACGAAAUGAACAGAAUAUUCUAUCCAAUGCACCAUGGCAUGCAUCAUGGUAUGGGGAUGGGGAUGUGCCCGAUGUGCAUGAUGAUGAGUGGAGUUCAGGGCAACUAG
Messenger RNA from Necator americanus (New World hookworm), 276 nucleotides. RefSeq lists its product as uncharacterized. NCBI's taxonomy places the organism in Eukaryota, Metazoa, Nematoda, Chromadorea, Rhabditida, Ancylostomatidae. The record is from RefSeq and is a predicted model, not a curated record. The transcript is spliced from 2 exons. The coding region runs from base 1 to 276 and encodes 91 amino acids.